AACCUCCAUAUACACCUGUACUGCAACACCGGACUCGAGAAGUAUCAUAAGCAACACAGCAAGACCGACAAUUUUAAUGCGAUUAUUUUGUUUGGCUCAGCAACAUGCAUUUCGUUGUGUCGGACAAACGUGAGUUGCGGUGCGGUGAACGCCUGCUUCCAGAGGCUGAUGUCGACACACGUCAGGGGGCGUGUUGGUGGGUUGUCCAGGCUGGCUUGAGCUGAACCCUGGCUCAUCAGAAGGGCUGAAAAGUUCUCGGAUUAGUAGAGAAUUAACACAAAGCAAGACGCCACUUCAUUUGCAACGGGAGAAAAAGACAGAAACGGAGUGAGCUGAAAAAGUGAGAGGGACACAAGUAGCUACAGCACGACUCCACAGAAACGACACAAAAAACAGCACUGUGGAGGUAAAGACUGCUCGGAAGGCCCUGACUUCAGAAGCUGGCUAUGGAAGACAAGCGAUAUCUGGCCGUGCAGAACGGAGCUGUUCCAGGAGAGGCUGUAAAAAAGGACGAGAACACAAGACGUGGAAACUGGGGCAACCAGAUUGAGUUCGUGCUGACCAGCGUGGGUUAUGCUGUAGGACUGGGCAACGUGUGGAGAUUCCCUUAUCUCUGCUACCGAAAUGGAGGAGGUGCCUUCAUGUUUCCCUAUUUCAUCAUGCUGGUGUUCUGUGGGAUCCCCCUCUUCUUCAUGGAGCUGUCUUUCGGCCAAUUUGCCAGCCUGGGCUGCCUGGGGGUGUGGAAGGUCAGCCCAAUGUUUAAAGGAGUGGGCUAUGGCAUGAUGGUGGUUUCCACAUACAUCGGUAUUUACUACAACGUGGUCAUCUGCAUCGCUUUCUACUACUUCUUCAUGUCCAUGACCAGCCUGCUGCCCUGGACAUACUGCAAUAACCAGUGGAACACCAAGGACUGCAGUGGGGUGGUGGGCACCUCCUAUGCCAACGCAACCGCACUGAUGUCCAACUUCACAGAGCUGGCCAACAGGACAGUGAAAAGGACCAGCCCCAGCGAGGAAUACUGGAAGUACUACGUGCUGAACAUUUCAGAUGAUAUUGGAAAUUUUGGAGAAGUGCGACUUCCUAUACUGGGAUGUCUUGCUGUCUCCUGGGUUGUGGUGUUUCUUUGCCUUAUCAGAGGAGUCAAGUCUUCAGGGAAAGUGGUAUAUUUCACAGCCACAUUUCCCUAUGUUGUCCUGACCAUCCUCUUCAUUCGAGGAAUCACCCUGGAUGGUGCCAUUAAUGGAAUCAAGUACUACUUGACACCACAGUGGCAGAAGAUCUUGGAUGCUAAGGUGUGGGGAGAUGCUGCUUCUCAGAUCUUCUACUCCCUCGGAUGUGCCUGGGGGGGGCUCAUCACCAUGGCCUCCUAUAACAAAUUCCACAACAACUGCUUCCGGGACAGCAUUAUCAUCAGUGUGACCAACUGCGCAACCAGCGUCUACGCGGGCUUCGUCAUCUUCUCCAUCCUGGGCUUCAUGGCACACAACCUGGGCGUGAACGUAGCGGAUGUGGCUGACCACGGGCCUGGCCUGGCCUUUGUGGCCUAUCCUGAGGCCCUGACCCUGCUGCCCAUCUCCCCUCUCUGGUCUCUGCUUUUCUUCUUCAUGCUCAUCCUGUUGGGCCUGGGAACUCAGUUCUGCCUGCUGGAAACACUGGUCACAGCUAUUGUGGAUGAGAUCGGAACAGACUGGAUCAUUAGGAACAAGACUUACGUCACCCUUGGGGUGGCCAUCCUGGGCUUCCUCCUUGGAGUGCCGCUGACCACCCAGGCUGGGAUCUACUGGUUGCUGCUGAUGGAUAACUAUGCUGCCAGUUUCUCUCUGGUCGUCAUCUCUUGCAUAAUGUGUGUCUGCAUCAUGUAUGUUUAUGGACAUGUGAACUACUUUAAGGAUGUGGAGAUGAUGUUGGGUUUCCCCCCUCCAGUGUUCUUCAGAAUCUGCUGGAGGUUUAUUUCGCCUGUCAUUAUCACAUUUAUCUUGGUCUUUACGGUCAUCCAGUACAAACCCAUUACCUACAAUAACUACAUCUACCCUGGGUGGUCUUUAGUGAUUGGAUUCCUCAUGGCCCUCUCCUCGGUCAUCUGCAUUCCUAUUUAUGCCAUUUACAAAAUCUCAAAGUCAGAAGGAACAACUUUCUUAGAGCGGCUGAAGAACGCAGUGAAGCCACAUCACACAUGGGGCCCUGCCCUACAGGAGCACCGGAUAGGCAGAUACGCCCCCACCGUUAGCCCCAGCGCGGACAGGGGGGUGGAAGCACCCCUGCAUGAGAAGGAGAAAGAGACGGAAACAGAGAAGAAGCCUGAAGAGAUAAGUCUCACCAUCCAAGGCAGCAACGGCUCCACGCACAACCCGGACACUACCGCAUAAAUCCAGGAAGAGUGUCUCAAGCCUUUUCUACACAGCACAGUGUUUCGAGACACUUCACGGUGAAAACGUGGCUUUUACAUAUUGUAAAAGCUUAUUAUUUCUAAUCUCUAGAGAAUUCGGUUGUCAUUGGAAUAUUUUUUUGUCCGCAUAAUUUAAUAAUGCAUUUUUUAAAAGAACUUUUUUUUUUCUCUUAUGCAUGAAAAUCUUCAAUGUGGUAUACACACUUUGUACAUAGUACAAAUAAUAGUUGAGUGGGCUACAUUUAUUUUCAGAUUUUUAUAAAAUCCAGAUAUGUUAUAGUAGCAGCAGCAAUGGCAACAAAGUAUCUUAACAGUGCUAGCAGUUUAAAAGCUGGAGACCAAAUUUUCUGACAUCAUUUAAAAGCCAAUUUCAGAAACAAUUCGAUAACGCUGAUUAAUUUUACUUUUAAAUAGACAUACCAUACAGUACAUACUGACAGGCAUUAAAAACACAAGAAAUGCCAUUGAUUCUAAAACUCAUUUGUUGCAGUUUUAUUCUCUCCCACAUACAUGCAGAAAAAAACUACAUUUAAUUAGCUUUGGAUAGGGAAAACAGAAAUAUGUCAAAGCUUAUGAUCAUUAUUUAGUUUUAAUUGUAUAUUACGUGAAAGGAGUAUUUGUCUCCAGUUUUCUAAAUGGCUACCCUGGUUGGUAAAGCACUUUCUUCGCCACACCCAUUCUCAGGGUUCAAACAGAAUUGCUUUCUGAAACUUUAAAGAUCAGUGGAUAAGGGAGACGAUCUCAAUGCGAGAAUUGAACUUUAAGAUGAAAUAAAGUAAAAGGUGAAAACGUUUGCUAGUUACAGCUCAGGACUUAAGGUGCCACUUCAGUAUGGUCUUCCAUUCAUUUUAAUGAGUAUCUUGAAAUUAGAUCUAACCUCUCACUUGUGAAGGGAGCAUUUUAGUUAAUAACAGUAGGAAAUAGCACAGUGGAUACAAUUGCUUAGAUGGUGUUGACCUCUGUUACUAAACAGUAUUUGUAGCCUCGUAUGAAGAAAGAAACGCAUGUUACCAAAUAUUUGUAACAUGCAAAAUCCGUUUUGUCUGCAUUGCUAGAGUACAGAAUAUAAUUACAUUUUCAUGUCGGCUAUGUUUUUUCAAAAGGGAGAGUAUUUGUUCAUGCUGUUCCCUUUAGAGAUAAGAGUGAGUUUGGAAAAAGUGGGCUGUCUUUAACAGGCUUUUGUUGGGCUAAAAAGAAGAAGCCCGGGCUCUGGAGCACAGGAGCAGAAGUAAAAUCCCACUCUGCAGUUUUGAGGCACCCCAGGGAAAGCUAAAGGAGAGGAGGAUAAUCCCAUAAAACAAGAGGUCAUCAAGAAGUUAAAUUUAGUUAUCUGUACAGUAGUUCACUCAUCAGUGUCUUUUUUCUUUAUUGUAAUUAACAAAGUAAAUAAUUUUAAGGAAAAAGAAAAAGUAUAUUUUAUAAACUACAGUAUCUUGAAUAAUAAGAGUAAUGUUUACUUGUUUGUGACUUGAUUUUGGCAGUAAAUUUGAAGCUUGUUUUUUUUUUUCACACUGAUGGGCUAAAAGCCGAGGAUGCUUCAGGAUGAAGAGCUGCCAGUUAUUCUUGACUUAACGGAGGAGGAAACAGGAGCUGUCAAGAAGCCUGGUUUUUGCUUUCAGUUUGGUGUAAGCCUCUCUCAAGUAACUUCAAGCAGCAGACUUACUUGUGGGUACUUGAAAACUGGGCUCUGAUUCAGUCCAAAACCAUUUUUUUUCUCAGCACAGAGUAACAGGAAAGCGGGCUGUUCAGCUGCUAUAGUCCCACAUAUCUAAUGUCUACAUUGCAGGUAAUGUCUACAUUACUUGUUUUUGCUCCUUAAUAAUCAUAUUAUAACAGUUAUAACCAGGCAAAGGUGGUAAUCAGACUUAAAAACAGAGGAAUCUGUUUCUGUUUGCAUCUGAUUAAUCAGUUGAUAAUUAUUCCUAGACAAGCAGUUUUAGGCUUAUUACUGGAGUGUUUUUUUGGUCAAUCAAGCAAGGUUUAUCAAUGCACAAACCGAACAGCAUAAAGCGGUGUUUUCGGCAAUGAAAUGCUUUAUCCGUGAGCUCGUUGAGAGGGAGAGAAGAGUAGAAGGACAGACGUUUAUAGGGAUUAGGUUAGGAUUAUGAUACAAGAAAUACAGUUACAGAUUGUGCGAACAUAACACAAGGUUAGGAGGUAGUUAGCACUGUUCGUAUGUGUCCUGAGAGUGCAAGUGACAGGAGGGCGCCGGUGCACCUAUCAGUUCAAGCAGAUUGCCUAUUCGCCAGCGCCCAUUUGGGUAAUUGCAGAUGUCUGCUAUGGUUGGUUGUUUGUAUUCAUAACAUUAAUAUAAAAGGUUAUAAUAUAAAAUAAUUUUUGCUGUAACUGUUCAGACUUAGGGUGUGUUUGGCAGAAUAUCUGAAACUCAGGGGACUGAGGGUAGUGUUGGUGCCUUUUGGAUAUUUGAACAUUUGAAGCACAAAUGUCAAGAUAAGUACAGCCCAACAAACUCAAGCUUUACUUCAUAUUUAAAAAUAUAUGUAAUUACUGCACUGUAAUGAAAUGUGUAGUAAAGUAAAGGUGCUUUACAUUACAUUUGCACAUAAUGGAGUAGAGCAGCUUAUUUUUGUAAUUUUUUUUUAAUUGCUCCACACAUUUCAGCAGCUCUACGGUACAUGUGUUCCAGAUAAACCCUUUCCAUGUGAAUGCCAUUACAUGGAACUGCAGUUUUAAAGAACCAGAUAACAGCUAAGCUUUCUCCUGAACCAAACACUUGCUCAGCAUCCUCGGCAGGGCCCAGUCUUGUCUUUUCUUGUACAGUGAUGUAAAACUGCCCCCGUCAGAUGUUUUGGGGUUUUCUUCGUGGGAGGGGUGCUGCAGUGAAUGUAGAGUGUGAAAAGUGUUCAUAUGUAUUCUACGUAGUAAUGAGUUGUAACUGCUGCUUUGUUUUGUGUUUAGUUGAGGAUAGAGUUGGUAUGGAUUUUUCUUGAAAGUCUUCUAUCAUAAAACUUGUAAGAAAACAUUUUCAUCGCCAGAUUAGCCAUUUAUAUUCAAGUGCGGCGGCACUACUUUUUUUUUCGAAUUCAAAGCCAGUUGACGUCAAAUAGCUUGCCAAACGGCAGCUUUGAAUGGAAACUUGAACUGAAACGUUGGAAUGUCUCGCCCCCUCUAAAGCUGGAUCUUUAGUCCUACAGAGGACUAGGAUUUGCCAUGAAUUUAACUGCAUCAUAAAUAUGGUUACAGUUCAGAUAUUAUAUUGCUGCUGGGACAUUUAUUCCAAAACGGUGCCAUAUCUUUCAUCAAUAUUGUAAAAGCAGUACAUCAGCAAUAAACCUGUGAUGUAACAACAACCUAAGAUCAGUACAAUUAAUUUAGAGCAUUUGGUUUAUUCUUCCACUUUCUUUAGUAAAGAGGUCUUGACUAUAUAAUAGUAUGUGCAAGUCUGUGCCAAAAAACACAAGUAAUACUUUUAAAAAGAGGAUGUAAAACCAUAAAUUAACUCCAUCAGAAUACUGGAUUUUUGUCUAUGCACGUUCUUUGGAUUCCUGAUGAUAAGUAAUGAAGAAUUCAGUUGUUGUUUUUUUUGUAGACAGAACUGACUUUUCAAACAUUAUGUUGUGCUUCAGAAUAAUGCAAAGGGACUGAAGAAAAAAAAAAUGAAGGCACAGCUUAGCGUAGGUUAUACAGUUGAUUUGUAUCUGGUAUUGCAGGAGAUUCAGUAUCAUUUUCCAGAUUUUAGAGUACUGCUCUAUUUGACAGAAGUUUUCUUUACAUAAAACCAAUGCAACUCUAAUAAAUAAAGUAGAUUUGGUAAAAUUGUUCACUUAAUUUUGUGCUGCAUAAAAAGUGAAGACAGUUAUUUAAUGCCUUCAUGUUCAAUUAAAUGUGACAUUUAAGAAAAUAGACAUUUUCAUAAAAACCUGUAUUCCUGGCAGGGUUAUGGCAACCCAGAGCCUAUGCCAGAAGCACAGAGCACAAAGCAGGACCCUGGACUGGACAGAAACGGCAGUCCAUCACAGGGUACACACACACAAGCACAAUUUAGAUGUACCAGUUAACCUUGCUAUCAGGAGGUCAGUGGGGCACCCAGAGAUAUCCCAAACUGGGGGGGACCCAAGAACUACAGGUAUGAGGCAGUCGUGCCAACUUCUACACUACCAGUCUGCCUUAAAGAAGCGCAAACUAAAAAAAUGGAACAGUGUACUGUAUAUCUUCAAAAGCCUUUGAAGUCUUAGCACACAGUGGUACACACAUAUAAUACCAGAACAGCACACCAAUGUGAAUAUAAGCACAUACGAAAUUAAAAGCUUCAGAGCAGCACUUAUACAAACAGCCUUUGCUUUUUGAAAUUCAGUGCCACCUUUUAGGCCCACUUUGAACUACAGUAUAUAGUUUGAAGUGUUCAUUUUAUGAACGGCUAAAAUAGCACAAUUUAAAAAUAUAUUCAGUACAUAUGACACUGCAAACAUUGUGCACACACAAUAUGUUUUAUGGCUAUAGUAAGUGUUAUGGAUGACGUUAUUGUUACUCGUGAUUAUAUACAGUGGCAUCAAUGCAUGUCAUAUAUAAAUAACGUAAACGGUACGUUUUUAAUUUUAAAAGGAUUGACAGUUAUGCUAAUUUAAAUAACUAGAUGACAUUUUUUAUGGCUGCUUUUUAGUAGACAACACCUCAUGUUUAUCAAUUUCCCCUGAGGCCUGGUGCUUAUUUUAUAGCCAUGGAUAUGGGCAUGUUCUAGGCAAAUUACUGAAAGUAGUAGUAAAGCCUGUACAUCAGUAUGAAUUCUGUGUUUGUGCAUGGGAUUAAGUGAAUGUGCUUCCUUUUCACAACAUUGAAUAAAAGUAACAAAUUUGCUGUUCUGUUUUUCAAAGACUAUAGUUGAGUGUAUAUAGGAUCUUUUUCACAUGGGUAGAUUGCACAAAUUUACCUUUGUAAUAUGUACUUUAGUUUUUAUGAUUUGCUUUUUAGAACACUACAGUACAUUUUUUUAGUUUUUCUUGAGCUGUCAUGUCUGCAGAGUGAGGCAUUUUCCUCCAUGAUGUUUAUGUAACAAUGCACAGUCUGUAUUGCUCCACAGCACUCACCCACCCCGUCUAAUAUCACUGCGGAAACUUCAGUAAGUGGGAAGAACCUACUGUAUGUUGUAUAUUGUAAACCUUACUUUACAAAGACCAUUGUUGCAAAUGUCUAGUUUGACCAGCAGAAAAGAAAUUGGUUUAUGCAAUGCGUUACUCAAAUUAAUAUAAAACUAUUUUUAAUAGCCACAUGGGUAUGCUGUUACUCUGUGAUUUCCUCAGUUGUGUUUUUUUUAUCACAUGGGAAUUAAACCGGUUAAAAAAUAAAGGCUUUUUUACAUGAAAGUGAUUCCUGUGAACUAGCUCAAAAAAUGUUUAUUACAGUACAUCUACAUAGUUAAAGUUGGUGGAGAUUUUUUUUUCAAAGGUUGUUACUGUACCUCAUUUUGUCUUUUUUCCCCAUCAUGUCCUUUGAUUAGUAUAAACUAAUAUCAGCUUGACUUUAGCUUAUGAUCUUAUAUUUUUUGCUGCUCAAGACAUUUUCCAGAAAAAUCUUCUAUAGACAAUGUAUAUAAGUCUUAUUUGAAAAUCUGAAUAACAAUAUUAAUAAUAAUACAAUGUUUGUAUGUGGAUAUCUUAAAAACAAGGUACUACUGUUGAAAUCCCUUUAUACAGAAGUAUAUAUUUUAAUUGGCUAAAUCGAUGAACAUUUAAGCACAGAAAUUAGGAAGGAAUUAGUGUUUUCCUUUUCAGUACUUUAAAGGUACAAAUGCACCAUCCAUUAUAUACAAAGGUGUAUGAGACAUGCCAGUCAGUCUAUCUAAAUGGAGAAAAUAUUUGUUCUGUACAUUUACAUGUUCUUAAAAAAAGAUCCAACCAAAAACAACUCCAAUAAGUUUAUCAAGUAUGUAAGAGUAACAGCACUGGCAUGAUAUCAACUGUGCUUUAAGCCAUGCAAUGAAAAUAAUACAUAACAGUAGUUCUUUAUAUUAAUAAAGCUGUUGUUUACUGUUUAUCUGUCACGAUAUUACAUUUCUUCCUAGUGGGCUGCAGCACCUGGGUCUCUCCUCCUGGUAAGAACUGUUGUCAGUACUGUCGUGUGUAUGUACAGUAGCAGUAGCAAGGAGGGACAGUACCAGGUGCAGUGUGAAGUCCAGGUGAUUGUUUGAGUAGAGCAGCAACUUCAGCCAAACUUACUGUUCUGUUAACAGCCCCAGAUCCACCAUGUGUUCCUCAUUCAGAGCCUUUCUUCAGUGUCAGAUAAGAAGCAGCAUGAUGCUAAGUUUAUGUAUUGUGUCACAAUAUCCAGUGUAAAUGUGUAUUUUUCAUUUUAAGACUGGGAGUCCAAUCUAGCUUUAAUGAAAAACCUCUAGAGUAUGUGUACAACAAUGCCGUAUUGUUACUUUUUUUUGUUAGAAAUGUGAAUAAAGAAUAAUGAUUAACCUGUAA
This is a messenger RNA of Lepisosteus oculatus (spotted gar), 8811 nucleotides long. RefSeq names its product solute carrier family 6 member 9 (gene slc6a9). Gene Ontology annotation, cellular component: plasma membrane. Gene Ontology annotation, biological process: glycine import across plasma membrane; neurotransmitter transport; sodium ion transmembrane transport. Lineage: Eukaryota; Metazoa; Chordata; Actinopteri; Semionotiformes; Lepisosteidae. Gene Ontology annotation, molecular function: glycine:sodium symporter activity. The record is from RefSeq and is a predicted model, not a curated record.